This is a messenger RNA of Cooperia oncophora, 336 nucleotides long. The record is from the annotation of a GenBank genome assembly. Lineage: Eukaryota; Metazoa; Nematoda; Chromadorea; Rhabditida; Trichostrongylidae.
AUGAUGAGCAAUGCCCGGAUGUGGAAAAAUGCUGCAAGAACGCAUGCGGAUCAGUAUGUGUUGACCCAACGAAGGCGACAAGAUUGCAUUCAUCUUGUUGUAGCAGUCAAGAAACUUCCCAAUCAGAGUCUACACAAUGAAUACGUUCCUAAGUGUGACGAAAACGGCAAGUUCAUGCCAAUUCAAUGUGAUCAGCGCCAGUGUUGGUGUGUUGACGUGAAUUACGGUACAGAAAUCGCUGGUUCUGCCGUAACGGUAGCUAUGAAAAGAGGAGACAUGUGCCGAGAACGAAAUUGGUUUUUCUACGGAAAAAUCGAUCAGCUAAAACCGACAUAG